AAUUCCAACACUCAUUCCAUCAACAUAUACAUAAUACACCUUUUAGGCACACUACAAAAAAAAGUAAUUCAUUAAAAAAAUACAUUCGCAAUGCCGUGCUUUAUGCGGGAGAAAAGCCUUUAUUUCCGUUCUAGACGUGAUAAGGCAAAAGACAGGGAUGUGAUGCCACCGAAGCCCGUUCGUCCACGGGCAAUGAAAUACCAUGGACUCUUUGGCAUGGGCAUUGCGAGUCAGCAUCUGAUUGUUGAUGACAAGUGGACGCCAGAUUCGUUGAUUGAGCAAUACUCGGGUUUCACAGAUCUAUUGAGUCGUCGCGUGAUCUACAAGCGACAUGAAUCGAGGGCAAAUAGAAAGUUACUCUUAAAACUAAGUAGGCGCUUGAAGACGCAAUGCAGUGAUGGCCGCACCAAGCUGCAAAAGAUCUCGCAUGGAAAUAAUGCGCAUAAGAUACGCAACCUUUUGAUUAAGCAUCGUGAUAUGCAACGUCUUUAUCAAAGGAUGCCAAUACAUAUGGUUCUUGAUAACAUCAAUCAGCGCACAUUUAUCUUGCGCAAGGAGCGAGAUCGUCUGGAGUUUCGUUUGGAACAGCGCAAGAAUGAAUAUAGGGAGUUAUUGCUUGAUCGAUCCGAUGUUCAAAAUCGCAUAAAAUACGCAAAUGAAUUUGUAAGGGGCGAAGAAUUAAUAUCACGUGUGCUCAUCAAGAAGAUAGAAAACUCAAAUGUGCGACUGAAGGCGAUCACAACCAUUAACACGACAUAUAAGAAAAUGAUACAAGUUCUGUUACAGGAUGAAAUAUUCUAUGAGCCAAUUCUUCGCUCUCUAGAUGAAGACAUGGAGGAUCAGGCCAACUUCAUUAAGAAUAUACUCUUCCUAGGUAUGCCAGCAAUUACCAAGUUCAAGGAACUGAACUUUGAGUAUCGACAGUUAGAAAAUAAGUCUCGUAAAAAUUUGCAAUCCAAAAUGGAGAUACUUAGCACCCUUUUGAAGCCCCAAAAGAAAUCAGUUACAGUCCAGAAGGCUAAAGAGCAGCUACCGCCAAGUGCAGAUCCAAAACAUUAUGUUCGUGCAACAUCAAGCAUGAUGGCUCUUAAAGUGGAGCUACGGACCAUUGAGAAAACAAUCAAGAAUCUGAAACUGGUAGCAUUGUGUUCUCAAGCUAGAGAAAUUUUUCCAAAUGUAAAAGGAAAAUAUGAAGGCAAUACGAAUCUAAAGCGUUUAGUACAAUUUAAUAUUUUAGAUCGUAGUAAUCUAGAUACCAAAAUGAAAUGCACGACUGCCCUACAAAGUGUGCUUAUGAAUAAUCUCUCUGAGGAAGAAAUUAAUCGAUUAGAGCGUAUGUCCGAUCUGAAAAAAAUGUUAGCAGCAGACGAGAAGUUCGAGAAGGAUACUUUGGAGUAUAUAAAAAGUCGUGCAAAUGCUUACGUUAGAUUCCGAAUUUGCCUGUGGAAUCUUAUUGAAAUACUCCGCCAUGUCGAUCGCCCGCCUAGAACAUUUCAUGUUAACUAUAAGAGCUCGUAUCUGAAGUUACCAUUGCUUAAAUUUGAGAUGCUGAAUAUGUACGCUGCACCUCCAGAGUUGUACGAGGAAAACCUCGAGAAGGUUAUGACAGUGCUGAAACGUAAAGUACAUAAGCUAAUGAAAGCUUAUAAGCCGAUUAUGAAUGAGCCGAUUCAGCCAAGGAAGGAAGAAUAUCAUAAAAUAUUUUUGCAAGGAUUCUCUGGUACAUGCCCCGACGAUGAAGAUCGCACUUCAAUGAUGGCUGUCGAGGACGAAUUAAUGUCUUCAAAGAUGACAAAUGUACCUAAUCGCAAGCAGAUAAAGGCUCAAAGUGCCCGACUUAUUGAAGCAGUUGCAAAACGAGAUGAUUAAUAAUGGUUUGUGUCAAUAUAUUUAUUUUUCGACACAUAUGUAACAUAUUUACAUUUAAUAUACAAUAAAUACUGAUUUAUGCAAGAACAUUUAUGCGAAA
Messenger RNA from Drosophila nasuta, 1969 nucleotides. RefSeq lists its product as uncharacterized. The record is from RefSeq and is a predicted model, not a curated record. NCBI's taxonomy places the organism in Eukaryota, Metazoa, Arthropoda, Insecta, Diptera, Drosophilidae. The transcript has 7 exons. Bases 91 to 1869 code for a protein of 592 amino acids.